UCGCGCCUCUCCUCCUCCUCCUCCUCCUCCGUCUUCACGAGUUCUCCUCCCGAAACCUGAGCGAGGCGGCGGCUGAAGCGAGAGGAGAUUCCCCCGUUUCCCCUCAGUCGACAUGGCUACAGUCGUAACCUCGACCCGCUUCACGGACGAAUAUCAGCUGUACGAGGAACUGGGAAAGGGCGCCUUCUCAGUGGUUCGGCGAUGCGUCAAGAAGUCCACUGGUCAGGAGUAUGCUGCUAAAAUUAUUAACACAAAAAAGCUCUCAGCCAGAGAUCAUCAGAAGCUGGAGCGGGAGGCAAGAAUCUGUCGUCUACUCAAACAUCCAAACAUAGUACGCCUCCAUGACAGUAUCUCAGAGGAAGGCUUCCAUUAUCUGGUCUUUGACCUGGUCACUGGAGGAGAACUAUUUGAGGACAUUGUGGCUAGAGAGUAUUACAGUGAGGCUGAUGCCAGCCACUGCAUCAAUCAAAUCCUGGAAAGCGUCAGUCACAUCCACCAGCAUGACAUCGUGCACAGGGACCUCAAACCAGAAAACCUGCUGUUGGCCAGUAAGCUGAAGGGAGCAGCAGUGAAGCUUGCAGAUUUUGGUCUGGCCAUUGAGGUGCAGGGAGACCAGCAAGCAUGGUUUGGUUUUGCAGGAACUCCAGGGUACUUGUCCCCAGAGGUGUUGAGAAAGGAUCCAUACGGCAAACCAGUGGACAUAUGGGCUUGUGGUGUGAUCCUGUACAUUUUGUUGGUGGGUUACCCCCCCUUUUGGGAUGAGGACCAGCACAAACUGUACCAGCAAAUUAAGGCUGGCGCUUAUGACUUUCCUUCUCCAGAGUGGGACACAGUGACCCCUGAGGCUAAGAAUCUGAUCAAUCAGAUGCUAACUAUUAACCCUGCCAAAAGGAUCACUGCUGACCAAGCCCUCAAACAUCCAUGGGUCUGCCAACGUUCCACUGUGGCCUCCAUGAUGCACCGCCAAGAGACUGUAGAAUGCCUGCGCAAGUUCAACGCCAGGAGGAAGCUCAAAGGGGCUAUCCUUACAACAAUGCUGGUGUCCAGAAACUUUUCAGUGGGACGGCAGCACACCAGCCCUGCUGCUACCACCAGCACAGCUGCAAUGGCACAGGAAGCAUGCAAAACCUUACUAAACAAAAAGUCAGAUGGCGUGAAGUCGCAGGGAAACAGCAGUAAAAACAGUGUAGUAAACAGCAGCACCAAAGACAGCAGCAUGUCAUCUUCAGCACCAACGGAAGCCCAGACAACUGUCGUACACAACCCAGCUGACGGCACGAAGGGUUCCACAGAAAGCUGUAAUAACACAGAAGAGGAGGACAUGAAAGCUGCUCCCGUGCAAGAGCCUGCUUGCAGCAUCAUUGCCCCUGUAGUUCAGCCCGAUCCGGCUCAGAGCUCCAGCCUUGAACCAGAGUCCACCUUGUCUGUCCCAACAGGCAGCAACAAUGCUCAGCAGACUCGUAAACAAGAGAUAAUAAAGAUGACGGAGCAGCUGAUCGAAGCCAUCAACAACGGCGAUUUUGAGGCUUACACGAGAAUCUGUGACCCCGGCCUGACGUCUUUUGAGCCAGAGGCUCUUGGGAACCUGGUGGAGGGAAUGGAUUUUCACAAGUUCUACUUUGAGAACUUGCUGAGUAAGAACAGCAAGCCCGUGCACACCACCAUCCUCAACCCCCAUGUACACCUGAUCGGCGAGGAUGCUGCCUGCAUUGCCUACAUCCGCCUGACGCAGUACAUCGACAGCCAAGGACGACCGAGGUCCUGCCAGUCGGAGGAGACGCGCGUGUGGCAUCGCCGCGACGCCAAGUGGCUCAACGUGCACUUCCACUGCUCAGGAGCACCGGCUGCACCCCUGCAGUGAACUAAGAAGCUAGGCGCAGCUUUGCCUGAACUCUGAAGCUGUUUGGAGCAUUUAAUCUCCAUGGUUGGAUUGGUGCCUGGAUCCUGGCUGCUUGGAAAGGUGGAAAAAAAUAGAAAAAAUACACACACAAAAGAGGGGAAAUGCAUCACGAUUUUAAAAAAUAUAUAUUAUUAACACAAUAAGAACAGAUGGAUAUGUCAAUGUGUGACUGAAUGAAUGAGCGACACCGAUCCAGUCCAACCCUCGCUCGACAUUGGGGGCCAGGCCGCGUGCAGGAGCCCCGCCCCUUCCUGCAGAUGGUGCAUGCUUCUGAUGGCUACACUGGGCUGACCACGCCUUGGCCCUUCUCUCCCACAGCCUUUAUUCUGCCGUCUUUGUUUUGUACGCUGUCUGGAAAAGUAUUAAUAUGUAAAAAAAAAAAAA
This is a messenger RNA of Thalassophryne amazonica, 2284 nucleotides long. Its product is annotated as calcium/calmodulin-dependent protein kinase type II subunit gamma-like. The transcript is spliced from 22 exons. Gene Ontology annotation, molecular function: ATP binding; calcium/calmodulin-dependent protein kinase activity; calmodulin binding. Gene Ontology annotation, biological process: protein phosphorylation. The record is from RefSeq and is a predicted model, not a curated record. Bases 113 to 1861 code for a protein of 582 amino acids. NCBI's taxonomy places the organism in Eukaryota, Metazoa, Chordata, Actinopteri, Batrachoidiformes, Batrachoididae. Gene Ontology annotation, cellular component: cytoplasm; neuron projection.